Molecule: messenger RNA, 1226 nt
Organism: Centropristis striata (black sea bass)
Lineage: Eukaryota; Metazoa; Chordata; Actinopteri; Perciformes; Serranidae
Exons: 5
Coding region: 1-981 (326 amino acids)
Biological process (GO): response to bacterium
Source: RefSeq, a predicted model, not a curated record
AUGGCUCAGACGACUGAUCUAAAAUCCUCAUCGGUUCAUCAGGAGAGUGAUUUUGUAUCAGUAAAAAGUGGAGACCAGUUGACUUUGCGAUGCGUCUAUGAAGGUGUUGUUGCUGCAAAGCUUUUCUGGUACAAGCAAACUCUGGGACAGAAACCAAGACUCAUCUCUACCUUCUUUAAAUACGAUGUUGAUACGUUUCAUUACGAGUUUAAGAACAAUUCACGUUUCACACUGGAUACAGAAAAUGGUAAAAAUCACUUAACGAUCACAGAUUUGCGCAUUUCGGACUCAGCUACUUACUACUGCAUUAAAACGCUACAAACAAUCGAAUAUUUAGAGAGCAUUAUUGUAAAUGUUAAAGGCUCAGGUUUGAACGUCCCAGCUUUGGUCCAUCCGUCAGCAUCUGAGACCGUCCAGCCAGGAGGCUCUGUGACUCUGAACUGUACAGUCCACACUGGGACCUGUGAUGGAGAACACAGUGUUUACUGGUUCAAGAACUCAGAAGACUCUCCACCAGGACUCAUUUACACCCAUGGAGGCAGGAAUGAUCAGUGUAAGAGGAACACACAGACACACAGCUGUGUCUACAACCUGCCAAUGAAGAGUCUGAACUUGUCUCAUGCUGGGACCUACUACUGUGCUGUUGUCUCAUGUGGACACAUACUGUUUGGAGAGCGGACCAAGUUGGACUUUAAAGAUGAGGUAAACUUUCCCAAGUCUCUUGUGUAUUUCUUGGGCGGUGGUUUGGCAUUCUCUGCUAUUCUGGUUGUAUUACUGGCUGUCACAGUGUACAAGAUGAGCAAGAGAAAUGGCUGCCAAUCUCAAGAGCUCCAAGCAAGAAUCCCAGCUCCCCCCACAGCAGAUGCAGAGGUUUACCAAGAUGCAGACAACCUCCAUUAUGCUGCGUUAAAUGUCAACAGAUCAAGAAGACAGAGGAACAACACCGAUAAUGAAUGUGUGUACUCCAGUGUAAAGCACUAGAAGUGAACACGUUCUAUUUGAAUUGUAUAGUUAGAGUAAAGUGUCAGUUUCUUAGAAUAUAAUGUACAUUUCCAUGUGGAUAUCGAGAUGAAUAUGAUUAAAAUUGUUUUUAUCUUGUGUUUUGUAAAAGAGGUGAUGCAUUAUGAACAUAUGCACCCUCGAGAAAUCCUGAGGGACGCCAUGUUGCUCUGAUCCUGGAUUAGAGAUUAAACAGAGUUUUUCCAUCUGGAAACUCUUCAACACCU